CGCCUUUGUUACGUUCAAAAUGAUUUUUGAACAAACAAUCCAUAAUAACUAUAAACCUCCCAAUUAAGAUAUGCCGUCAUUAAUGUUGCCAAAUCAUAAUGACAAUGUUUAGAAUAGGUAAACAAAUUUGCUAAUACCCGUAGAUCCACCGUUAGUUGACCGAACUUCGAAAUGUACGAGGAGGGCGCGCAAUUUGAAUGGUACGACUACUUGGCGUUCUGCGUAAUGCUCAUUGUUAGCGUGGCGAUCGGUUCGUACUUUGGAUUUUGGAAAAAGCAGAAUACCAAAGAUGAAUAUCUGUUUGGAGAAAAAUCUAUGGCCAUUCUCCCUGUGACUGUUUCACUAAUCACCAGCUCUAUCUCAGGAAUAACUAUUAUGACCUAUCCUGCAGACGUCUACAAGUAUGGCUCCAUCACAUUAUGGCUCGCUCUGAUGUUGCCAGUAUGCGGAAUCGUUUACGCCUACGUAUUCCUCCCGGUGCUAAUAAAAGCCGAAGUGACAAAUUUAUACGGAUAUUUCGAAAAAAGACUCAGCUCGACUUGUCGCAUUUUAACCUCUGUUAUAUUCACAGUGAUGGUAGUUUUCUAUGGCCCUGUCGUUAUUUAUGUUCCAUCCCUCGCUUUCAAGCAAGCUACUGGAGUGGAUGUCCUCAUCGUUGCACCUGUAAUCUCUGCAAUUUGCCUGUUCUACACGGCCAUCGGUGGUAUAAAAGCCGUAAUAUGGACGGACACAUUUCAGUUUACUGGCACGGUAUUAUCAACCCUACUCAUUACCAUUAUCGGGAUCAUUUCCGUGGGAGGCAUCGAAACUGUAUGGAACACGAGCAUGGCUGGGCAACGUUUGGAUAUAUUUAAUUUUAGGUUUGACGCGACAGCGAGGGAUACCUUCUGGUCAAUGAUAUUUGGUGCUACCAUACACUGGAGUUGUUUUACUAUUACGAAUCAGGCGGAAUUUCAGAAGUGCCAAUCUGUAUCCACCCUAAAAAAAGCGCAAUUUUGUGUGGUACUUUACGGAUUUGGUGUUGGAGCACUUGUCUUUUUAACAGUUGUUAAUGGAAACAUUAUGUAUACCAAAUAUUCAAAAUGCGAUCCACUGUCCACUCGUCAGGUGUACCGUGACGAUCAGCUUCUGCCGUACUACGUCCUGGACACCUCCAGAGAAAUCCCUGGCCUUCCCGGUAUCUUUAUAGCGGGUAUAUUUUGUGCAGCUUUAAGUACCUACUCUGUGGUUUUGAAUGCAGUAGCGGGUGUUAUUUAUGAGGACUACCUUAAGCGAUUCUUAUCACCUGAGAAACAAAAAAAUCGAGAAGGUGCAAUCUUGAAAACAAUCGUAUGUUACGGGGUGGUGUCCACCCUUUUGGUACUGCUAGUACAGUCAUUAAGUGAAAUAGUUCCUUUUAUGAUUACGGUUCAAGCAAUCGGCAAGGGUUGCAUCUUAGGUCUAAUGAUCUUGGGUGUUUUAGUACCAGUGGCGAAUUCUAAGGGUGCGAUUUGUGGUGCUAUCGUUGCACUAGUACUAAUGUCAUGGAUCGGAUUUGGCAGAUUAUGGUACAGUUUAGAAGGAACUCUGCGUGACGCCUCAAAACCAAUGUCAUAAGAGCAUUGUGACGUUUCUUACAACGUAACUACCUCUCCGAUACAUAACCAAGAAGACAUUUUUAUACUGUAUCGUGUAUCUUUCUGGUACGGAACUCCUAUAGGGUGUCUCAUAACCGUCGUUACCGGAACUGUAGCGAGUUUGUUAACGAGAAACGAUCAAGAAUCAGUCAA
Photinus pyralis (common eastern firefly) is the source of this 1769-nucleotide messenger RNA. RefSeq names its product sodium-coupled monocarboxylate transporter 2-like. The record is from RefSeq and is a predicted model, not a curated record. The transcript is spliced from 8 exons. Bases 172 to 1596 code for a protein of 474 amino acids. Lineage: Eukaryota; Metazoa; Arthropoda; Insecta; Coleoptera; Lampyridae. Gene Ontology annotation, cellular component: membrane. Gene Ontology annotation, biological process: sodium ion transport; transmembrane transport. Gene Ontology annotation, molecular function: symporter activity.